Molecule: messenger RNA, 1722 nt
Organism: Strongylocentrotus purpuratus (purple sea urchin)
Lineage: Eukaryota; Metazoa; Echinodermata; Echinoidea; Camarodonta; Strongylocentrotidae
Product: ELMO domain-containing protein 3-like
Exons: 12
Coding region: 15-1481 (488 amino acids)
Source: RefSeq, a predicted model, not a curated record
CUAAAAUAAAUAAAAUGGCGACUUCCACUUUCAGUAUGGACAACAGUAGUAACUUGACCCCUCCUGCGAUCCACAUCACUGAACCACCUGAAGACAAGGAGGAGGAUGAUGAUGAUGAUUUCAAUGACAUCAUAGCUGAAGAUGACACGCCAGCGGCAAAAGGGGAUAACUCUGCCUGUGAGGCAGUCAACUACAAGGUCUCCAUGGACGAGUUUCAGAAUGUUGAUGUAUUCAAGUCACCGUCUGCCCCCACCACGGCACCUGAACCAACACCCCCCUCUACCAGAGGUAGUGGGGAUGAAGCAGACGGACCUGUGGAGCAGGAGACUGCUAAGGUAGAAGAGCCUAUCCCUGAGGAACCUACAAAGACUGACCAAUCUCAGCCUUCCGAUGAAAGUUCAUUGACCCACAACCAGGCUGUUGAGAAAGAUGACAAAACCGGUGACCCUGUUUUGGUUAAUGGAUCCAGUAAAGCCAAUGGAGAUAGCGGAAAUAAUGGGGUUACCGCCCCGUCAACAGAAGACAUUUUGAAGGCAGAAGUGAGUCGGACUGGAGUCGUGGAGCCCUCAGAACAGCUUUUAAGAGCCCAAGCUGAGUGGGACGCUGUAGAAACAAUCCAACCAGGUAAACACAGCGCAGUGAGAAAGCAAGCUCUGGUGUCAUUUAAUGAAGCACUGGGCUUCUUUCAGACAUGCAAUAUGGAAAAGUAUAUGAGUAAGAUCAAGCCUUGCGUUCAGAGGACAGGGUUUGCCGCCCUCAAACAUCUAGUCCUGGGACCACCAAAGAUGAACAAAGGUCUACUGGAUGAGAGGAACUUGGUCUUUGCUAUUGCACAGUAUCCCUUUGAUGAUGAUGAGCUGAUUCAUAAGCGUGUUCUCCAGACGGUCUACAAGCAGCUGACAGGCAGCGCGAUAGAUUGUCCUAGGUUUGGAUCUCAUUGGGAACAGAUCGGCUUUCAAGGAACGGAUCCAUCGACCGAUCUGAGGGCAUGUGGGUUCCUAGGACUUCUGACCUUGCUGGACUUUCUCAUGGACUCUCAGAAGUUUCCUCUUGCCAAAGAAAUCUACAAGCUCUCCCAGCACGAAACACAGAAUUUUCCCUUCUGUGUGAUGGCGAUCAACAUGACAAGGAUAGCGUUGCAGGCAUUACGAGAGGAACAUCUAUCAAGAGAAUGCAAUAGACGGAAGCAAGUCUUUGGUGUCAUCAAUGAUUUUUACGCCAGCAUCUUUUUACAACUCUACCAGACGUGGAAACAGCAGAGAAAAACAAUCCACGAUUCAGGCUUUGUAAUCAAAGAAUUGGAGGCCAACUGCAAGAAGAAUCCUCGGACCAUGAUGCGCAACCUUGAAAUCUACCUUGCAGAGAGGUCAUCAAGAGGGGGCGACAUGUCACCGAGGUCAGGGGCCGCCUCGUCACCAGGGAAAGAAAAGACUAUCAUGGACUUCGCUGGUGUGCAUGAACUGGAGGACCAACAAGGCUGAGCGGGGGAGGAGCAAAAACCCAAAGAAAUUGAAAGACGAUUUGUAUGGACUGCCGCAAUCAUGAGAGCUUUUGAUUCGUGUGUCACAUUGCCAAAGUUUUUUUAUUUCCGAGGAUAUGAGAGAAGCCUUUGAAAGACAAUGAUGAUUGCGAUUAGCACAAGCUCAAGCAAGGCAACCAGUGUGUUGCCUUUUAGAAAACUGGCUGAAAUCUGUGCUGUCUACAUGUAUGGCCAUGGCUAGA